Melitaea cinxia (Glanville fritillary) is the source of this 1124-nucleotide messenger RNA. RefSeq names its product DAZ-associated protein 2-like. The transcript is spliced from 6 exons. The coding region runs from base 131 to 640 and encodes 169 amino acids. NCBI's taxonomy places the organism in Eukaryota, Metazoa, Arthropoda, Insecta, Lepidoptera, Nymphalidae. The record is from RefSeq and is a predicted model, not a curated record.
GUUGCAAGAAUCGAAGGAGCGAUUGAUCUGCGAGUACGUUCUUGUAAUUUGUCGCGAAAUUCCUAAUAUUUUAGCAACGACAUAACUGUAGUGUUAAAAUUGUAAUAGCAAAUACGAUAUAGUUAUUAUAAUGGCAGACAAGAAAGUGACACCCCCCCUUGGCGCCUACCCGCAACCUCAGCCGCCUCAAGGGCCGUUCUUACCCGCGCCUCCCCAUCAGGCCGCGCCUCAGUAUGGAGUGGCAGGCGGCUCGCCUUAUGGAGUAGCAUUUGGGGGCGCUGGAGCGGGGGCUGGUGGAGUGUACGCUCCACCCCCCUACGACCAGUUGCAACACCAUCAAGCUAUACCGGCGCUUAGUCAGCAGUUGCCUAUGUACAGCCCAGCAGCGGCAAUGUACGCAGCGGCGGCCGGCUAUCCGGGGUAUAUCGGCUACCCUGUGCAGUACUACCCGUAUUAUCCUACCGCCGUGCAGCCCUCCAUACAGCCCCUGCGCCCCACUAUCAUGAUCCCGAACGGGUUUGAAGCGGGCGGUCGGUUCGAGGGUCUCGCGCAGACCCUGCUGCCGCCCGCGCCGCCCGGCGUGCCGCCCUCGCCCGCCCACCUCGCCGCCAUACAGCCGCACCAAGUGCUGUGGCGUUAACUGUGGCCGCGUCGCUCUAGCGGCCUUGAUAACAUUGACCGACGUACACAACCCCUAACAUCGUCUUCAUAUAAGAACAAGUUAUAACAUGUAACAAGCAAUUAUCGUCUAUAUCCGACUUUCAAAACAAUAAAUAACAAUUCCCUAAAAAAUCGCAGUGAAAUGAUAUAAACUAUCAAAUUAAAUAAAUCAUUAUACAUAUAGUUUAAUCGUUUCUGUAACGAUUUUAGAAAUAAACGAAUGUUUUUUUUUAUUAUUUAAAUGAAGUAUGUAUGUCUCAACAUUAUAUGAAUGUGUGUAACUAUGAUAUAUGAAUUAAUAAAUGAAGGCGUUAAUAGUGUUUCGUCGGUGGAUAUCAGCUUAGCCGGUUAUUAUUGACUGUGAUGUGUUAAAUAUAAUGUUCGCCACUUGUUUAUAUAAAGCUCUCUAUUAUAUCGUGCCUUUGAAAAGUAAUAAACGAAAAAAAUAUCUUGCCCACGUCAAA